Messenger RNA from Lentinula edodes (shiitake mushroom), 1095 nucleotides. RefSeq lists its product as uncharacterized. The transcript has 2 exons. The record is from RefSeq and is a predicted model, not a curated record. Lineage: Eukaryota; Fungi; Basidiomycota; Agaricomycetes; Agaricales; Omphalotaceae. Bases 1 to 1095 code for a protein of 364 amino acids.
AUGUUGCGCGCGCUUAUCCUCGUUCUUGUCGCUAUUUCAGUGAUUCAAGCAUAUGCGGCUGUAAUACCCAACACGAUACCAGUGUGUCAGUCAUUAAAUGAACGACAACUUGUUGAUUCCAGUUCGAUGUUGGAGGUACGCGGUCUCAGAGACAAGUUACAAAAAUUUAGGACCAAGUUCCGAACGAAAAUGAACCCUACUUCGAAAAGCAAGGAUAGCGACUCUAUCCGCCCUGCAGACACUCCCCAUAUGUCCCAGGCCUCCUUGAAGGAAGAGGCUUUGCUCCCUUCAGGAGCCUCGAAUUCUACAACACCUGGGAAGCAUCGUGGUGGUCAGCGGAAAAUGGGUCCCCAGCCCAAGGAGGAUGAGUCAAAAGGGAAGGAACCCGCCCUCGCCAACUCAUCUCCUUUCAAUGAUACGUCACAGAUCACGGAAGGGAGUGACACCACCUCCCAUACAUCCAGCUCGACAAAGCACCACCACCACCACCACCAUCGUACCUCUGCCGCGACGGCGAAUAUCCAUAAAGAUGAUGAUGACGACACAUCCACCUUGAAGCCACCUAGACGUCACAGAGGCUCGACAGUCACCGGCACCACCAACGUACCUCCCAAACCCGACCUAAAGCGAGUUAGCUCUUCAAUGUCCUCAGGAUCGGAAUAUGCCGUAACCAUUUCCAGCGAAGACGGCAACCAGUCAAUUAAAGAUCCUCGUCCCGAACGUCUCUGGGUACCCGGUCAUCAUCGUACAAGCUCUGCUGCCUCUAAGCACAACAGUCUCGACGCAGGUGUAAUGAGAACAGGAAGUAGUGCCAGUCGCGGGCCCGGGGGUCCUAAUAGGGGUAGGCCGAGGACAGGCAGCAUGAAUAAUUCGAUGGAUAGGUCAAGCACAAGAGAGAGAGAGAAAGAGAGAGAGAAAGAGAGAGAAAGAGAGAAAGCUGAGAACCGCGCGUCAGCACUCUACGCAGCGACCCAAAAUACACAAAAUAUGCAAACCACACAGUCUGCUGCCUUCAAUGCGAAUACAUUCGCUACAAACUUUGGGAACGCAGCAGCCCCGGUUCCAGGUAUGACUAAACCGCCGGGGACGCGUUAG